This is a messenger RNA of Clupea harengus (Atlantic herring), 1565 nucleotides long. It is a transcript of the gene gcdha, whose product is annotated as glutaryl-CoA dehydrogenase a. The record is from RefSeq and is a predicted model, not a curated record. NCBI's taxonomy places the organism in Eukaryota, Metazoa, Chordata, Actinopteri, Clupeiformes, Clupeidae. Gene Ontology annotation, cellular component: mitochondrial inner membrane. Gene Ontology annotation, biological process: fatty acid beta-oxidation using acyl-CoA dehydrogenase; fatty-acyl-CoA biosynthetic process. Gene Ontology annotation, molecular function: flavin adenine dinucleotide binding; fatty-acyl-CoA binding; glutaryl-CoA dehydrogenase activity.
CAGACCGAAGUUACAAAACGUUCGUGCGCCCAAGGGUAGAAUAUAAAGGGGAGUAAUUGCGAAAAAGCAUUUUGUGGGCUACGACGAAGACAUAACAGUAAAAGCCGGACCCUUUGCACCAUGGCUCUAAGGACAGCCGCCCUCCGCCUUCUCAGCUCCCAGAAAUGUGCUCUUGUCACUGCUUCCAGAGCUCAAGGGACAGCCGUUGCAGCUCAAGAAGAGUCCAUCAGGACCCAGAAACCUAAAAAGACCCCUAAGGUGCAGUUUAACUGGCAGGAUGCCUUAGACCUUGAUGGCCAGCUUACAGAGGAUGAGGUGAUGAUUCGAGACUCCUUCCGUAACUACUGUCAGGAAAAGCUCAUGCCACGCAUUCUCAUGGCCAACAGACAUGAACAUUUCCACAGAGAGAUUGUCAGUGAGAUGGGGGAGCUUGGUGUCCUGGGCCCAACUAUUAAAGGAUAUGGCUGUGCUGGGGUUAGCUACGUGGCAUACGGCCUCAUCGCUCGAGAGGUGGAGCGUGUGGACAGUGGGUACCGCUCGGUCAUGAGCGUCCAGUCCUCCCUGGUGAUGCAUCCAAUCAACGCCUACGGCACAGAGGCACAGAAGGAGAAGUACCUGCCCCGGCUCGCCCGAGGAGAGAUUCUCGGCUGCUUCGGUCUGACGGAACCCAAUCAUGGCAGCGACCCCAGCGGCAUGGAGACCCGCGCCAAAUACAACCCGUCCAGCGGCACCUACACCAUCAGCGGAGCCAAAACAUGGAUCACUAAUUCUCCGGUGGCUGACAUCUGCGUUGUGUGGGCCAAGUGUGAGGAUGGGAAGGUGCGAGGGUUCAUCUUGGAGCGCGGAAUGAAGGGCUUGGUCACGCCCAAGAUAGAGGGCAAGUUUUCGCUGCGGGCGUCCGCCACGGGCAUGAUCCUGAUGGACGAGGUGGAGGUGCCAGAGGAGAACCUGCUGCCCCACGUCUCGGGCCUGGGAGGUCCUUUCGGCUGCCUAAACAACGCCCGCUAUGGUAUUGCCUGGGGAGCCCUGGGAGCGGCAGAAUUCUGUUUCCAUGCCGCCCGCCAGUACACCUUGGACAGAAUCCAGUUCGGCGUGCCGCUGGCCAGAAACCAGCUGAUGCAAAAAAAGAUGGCUGACAUGUUGACUGAAAUCACCAUUGGUUUACAGUCCUGUCUCGCACUGGGCCGACUCAUUGAUGAAAAGAAGGCAGCACCAGAGAUGAUCUCCAUGCUGAAAAGGAACAGCUGUGGCAAAUCAUUGGACAUCGCUAGGCAGGCCAGAGAUAUGCUGGGAGGCAACGGUAUUGCUGAUGAGUACCACAUCAUCCGUCAUGUCAUGAACCUGGAGGCUGUCAACACAUAUGAGGGAACCCAUGAUAUCCAUGCCUUAAUUAUGGGGAGAGCCAUCACAGGACUGCAGUCAUUCACUGUUGACAAUUAAACCUCAAGAACACUGGACGUAAAGAACAAAAGAACCUCAGUGACAUUAAACGAACUCUGACCUUUUGAAGUGCCUCUGUAUGUUACCAUGUGCAUGUCACAUUAAAUGACUAGUAAUGUUUGAAA